AGCUUGAUAUAAAAAGAACCCGUAAUAGGAUCAAACAUCUUUUUUUGCCGUCGAGAGCUUUUGUAUUCUAUCAGAUGAAUUUCAAUAACUCAGCUCCAACAAAAGGAAAAGCAUUGGUAAAUGUUGCUUACUAUGAUCCAUUUGAUCUAUAUGCAAAGCUAAAAGAAGAUCUUGAAUCAAAAUUGCCUUUGACAAAUCUUCAUUUAAAACUAGAAAAUGCCCCCUUAAAAUCAAUUCCUAUAUUGCCAAUUAAUAUAAUUGAGGAAAUUCCGAAUUCAAUAUCAGCAGCCUUAAAUGUAAACAAUCAAAUCAAUCCUCCUUCAGAUUCCUUUGAUUUAAAUUCCAGUCAUUCCCAAUCUAUACUAUUUAAUGAUUUGAUCAAUGCUGUUAAUGACCCCUACCUAAAAAUCAUGUUUUUUCAGUGUGCUAAUGGUAUUGAUGAAUAUAGAACAAAAGUUAGACCUUUUAUUAAAGAAUGGUUCAAACAGUCAAUAGACACAUCAAAGUUGCCAACUGAUUGGUUAUUGGUCUAUUAUAUUCCCGAAGGUGUUAAGGAUGAUGUUGAAGCAAGAUUUAAAACGACGCUUUUGGAUAAGAUAAAAUUCGAUUUUAACAGUUACAAUAGUCCUAAUACUUCUGCGCAUAAUUUAUCAGUGAGGGUUUUGAAAAUAAAAGCAGAGUACAGUAAUAAAAUUGAGUAUGACUCCAAUUGGAAUAAUUUUCUAACUAAAAUAAAAGAUAGUAUUUUAAACACUUUUAAUAACAGAAUUUCUUUUUACAAAUCUGUUAUUUUAGAUCUAGUAAAUACUUAUCCUGAGAAACCAAAUACCGAUGAAUCAUCAAUUCUGCCAUCAUCCAUAGUGGAAUCUUUUUUCAAAAACUAUCAUUCUAAUAUUAACAUUGGCCUUUAUUUAUUAUUAAAUGAAAAUUUGGGUAUUUUAUUUAAUCAUUUGACAUUCUACGAGGACUCUCUUCUUUAUUACGAUAAUCUAGAAAAAAUAUUUCAAUUCUUUUUUGAAAAAUUUUUAAACUCAAAUGAAGAUAAAAAUCCAACUUUUAUUGAAAAAGUUGGUUUCAAUGAUAUUUCUAUUUCAAAAAAUUGCUUUUAUUUCAAUUUUUUUGAAAAUGAUCAAAACCAGUUUUUAAUAGAUUUAUCUAAUAACUUUUUAGAUAUCUUUUCAAGCAUUCCUUCAAAUAAUGCUCUAUCAAAAAAAUUGCAAAUAAAUACCUAUUUUGAUUUAUUCAAAAAAAUUCGACUUAGUAUCCUUGAUAAUGCAUCAAGUUAUUUUCAACUGAAAGUUUAUAUUUUUUGGAAUCAAUCGAUUUUAAUUAAUUCACUAAUUUUGUCUUAUUUGGAGUCAAGUGCAUAUUCUCCUGCCAUUAUUUCCAUUCAUUUAUAUCAAUUACUUAAAAGACUAGAAACUUUCAUAGUUGAUAUGUGUGGUGCUUUAAUUGAUAAUAAAAUUUCAAAAAAAAAUAUUAUCAAAAUUGCUGAAUGGUCUUAUUCAAUAGUGGAUAGCUAUAUGUUAUUAAUUCAAGAGUUUUAUUUUACACCUGGUAAAUUAACCAGAACAAUGUUUGAUCCAAAUUCAAUUAACCACUUUUUGCAAAACAGGGAAAUCAAUGAUGCUUUAGGUAAUUUGUUCAUAACUAAAAGAUUUUUUUUAAUAGUUUUGGGAAAAAGAUAUAAUUAUAAACUCAAUUAUUAUUUUACAGAUAAAUUAACUCAUAUCAAUACUGUAAACUAUUUAUUCAAAGGAGAAAAUGAUUCAGUUUAUGAAUUUGAUUACUCCCCUUUAAAAAAAGCGCUAACUAACCAAAAAACAUUCCAGGAAUACUUUGUGGAGCUAACUGAAUCUGCGAUUAAUCAUUUUAAUAUAGCAGACAAACCUAGAAAUGUGGAUAUUUUAUCUAUUGAUAUAGCAAUGAUAAAUUUUCAAAACAAAAAUUAUAGGGAUUCUUUGUUAGUCUUGCAAAACUGCCCAACAUUUUAUAACGAACAAGGCUGGAAAUAUAUUGGGUUUUAUUUAUUAAAAGUGUAUAUUUGUUGUUUGGAAAAUACAAUUGAAGAGGAUGAAAUCACUUUAUCUAAAACAAAUAAGGAAAGUGGAAAUUAUAACAGUUUGUAUAUUACAGUUCAAGAAAGUAAAACGACUUUACUCACUUCAUAUUUAGAUUUAUUGUCAACUAUAUUGAGUUCUUCAAAUAAGUUUAACUCGAUUUCUUUGUCCGAUCUUAAAAUACAAAAAAACUCUGAUAGUUUUGAGGAUAUUGAUUUUAAACAAGAGAAUCUAACUGAAAAGAAUAAUGAAAGCUCCAAUUUUUUUGAUAAUGAUCUUGAAAAUAUUAACAAAUUUUUGAUCAAUUCAAAAGAAAUCAAUGAUGUUUUAAUAAAAAUACUAAAUUUAAAGGAUAAAAUUUCAGUUGAAUACGAUUUGAGUAAUCUAUUUGUGUUUAAAAUUUCCAAAUUUAUUUCAAGUAAAAAAUUGAAUACUUAUGAUAUUGAAUUACUGCUUAAAAAUUUAUUGCUUCAUCUUGAUGAAAAGGAAGAAGCCUUCAAGUUUGAUGAAAUUAAGUUGACAUUAAAAAGUAUUGAUGAUGAUUCUGAGGUAAUUUCUUUUGUUUUUAAUCCCAGUUCUCCAGAUGAAUCAAUAGUCUUCAAAAAGGGAACAAAUGUUAUUACGUUAGGCUGUAAAGAUUUGAUAACUGGAAAAUUUAUUUUGAACUCUUUAGUUUUGAAAAUGGGAAAAUUGAAAUUUACAAAGGAUUUUCUUGAUGAAGAUCACCGAGAAUAUUUAAUUGAUGGUAGUAAUCAAUCAAGCUAUCAAGUAAAUCAGUUUGUAUUAUAUCCAUUUUUUAGAAAUCUAACACUUGAUUUAAAUAAUCCGUUGUCUUUAAAUUUAUCUCAGAAAAUGAUUUCAAUAAAAUUAAAUAAUGGGUCUUUUGAUAUUUUCAAUGGAUACCUUGAAUUUUGGUCAGGAACUGAAGGAUUUGAAAUAAUUGAGGAUAAUUUAUCUGCUUUUACAUAUUCUAGGCAACUAGAAGCAUCUGAAUCUUCUCAAAUAGCAUAUUAUAAGAAUUAUAAUUCAUCUAGAUUUUUGAAAAAGAAAAAACCUACAAAACUUUCUAUUACUUGUGAUCAUACAGAUGAAAACAAUGCUAAAUUUAAAUUUAAUGAGAUAUCACCAAAUUCAACGGUUGAAAUCAUAGUACCUUAUAAAUUAAAUGAACAAGUCCCAUUAAUGGCUCCAACAAUUAAUAAGAAUUUGAUUAAAUUGAAAACAAAGAUAACGUAUUUUGUUAAAGAAAAUGACAAUAAAGUUCGAUAUUCUUUGGUUGAUUAUGAGGAUAUUAAUACUGCUCUAUGCGUUUCUGUAUCUGUUCAAGAUUCAUUUAAAUCAUCAAAAUUGUUUUCAAAAUUUUCUAUUGGCACAUCAGAUAUUAAUGUGCCUAUCAGAGUGAUGGGAUCGAGAUUAAGAUCCAAUAAUAAUUAUAAAGUUUCAUCAGCAAUAAAACCCAAACCAUUAAUUGCAUUUGGAAACCAGCCAGUCUGUCACUUUUUUAAGAUUGAGCCAAGAUCAGACAAAUAUAUAGUUAAGAAAAAAGAUUCUAUAAACCUUAAUGUUCAAUAUAGAUCACUUAGCGAUGAAUCAUUUGAAAUUUUGUGGUAUAUUUUUAUAAGUUAUUAUUUAUUUAGAAAUGGUUUUGAAGAAGAAAAAGAUAUACAUUUCAGGACUAAAGAAUCAUUUAUUGAUCAUAUUUUAAUUUUAAAAAAAUUUUUAAGGAGAGUCAUAUUUGUUGAUUUUAAUAGAUAUGGUUUAAUGAAUGAAAUUAACAUUUUGCCGAUUAAUUAUAAAAUAGUCAAUGAAUUUUUGAUUAAUAUUGAUUAUAAAUGCCAAAAGAGAAUUCAAGAGAGUCUUUAUUCAUUUUUGGAAGAAAUCAAUAAUGGAAAAGCGUUAAAUUAUUUAAAAUUGGAAGUGAAAGGAUUUUCAUUGAAUAAUUCAAAUCAUAACAAUAUAAGUGAUGAAAUUGAAAUAAAAAAUAAGAAACUUGAUGAAUUAUUUCUAAGUGUUUCCAAAAAUUUGAAUAUAGCAGUUCCAAUUCCAUUAAUUCAAGUGAUUCAUAUUGUUGAGUUUGAAUUCGAGGAAAACCCGCAAUAUAUAGUUGGGCAAGCUAUUAGUACAAAAUUAAAGAUUAAAACUCUUAUAAAUUGGAGAGGAGAGGAAACAACUGAUUUCAAUGAAAAUAAGAGCUUACCGGCUGGAGAGGUUGUAGGAGGUAAUAAAAAAAAUAAGAAAAGAGUAUUAUUUAUCGAUCCUAAUGAGGAUCUGAAAAUCGAAGAGUUUUCAAUAGAUAUUCAAACAAAUCAGGAUGCUUGGUUAAUCAGUGGGAAAAGAAGUUUUCUGUUUGAGAUUGAUAAGAAGAAUAAAGAGCAAAUUGAGUUUUUAAGCCCGGAUGUUGAUAUAGUUUUAAUUCCAUUAAAGAUUGGACAAUUGUUAUUGCCUGAAAUUGAAAUCAAAGCUAUUAAUAAUCAUUUAAAUGAUUCAUUUACUAUGGAAAUUGACUAUAAAAACAGCUCUCAGACGCUUUUGAUUGUACCAGACUUGGAUCGGGUUACAUUUGCAUUUUGA
Ascoidea rubescens DSM 1968 is the source of this 4631-nucleotide messenger RNA. RefSeq names its product transport protein particle complex II subunit TRS130 (gene TRS130). Gene Ontology annotation, biological process: intra-Golgi vesicle-mediated transport; early endosome to Golgi transport. NCBI's taxonomy places the organism in Eukaryota, Fungi, Ascomycota, Saccharomycetes, Ascoideales, Ascoideaceae. The record is from RefSeq and is a predicted model, not a curated record. Gene Ontology annotation, cellular component: TRAPPII protein complex. The transcript has a single exon. The coding region runs from base 75 to 4631 and encodes 1518 amino acids.